Emiliania huxleyi CCMP1516 is the source of this 1070-nucleotide messenger RNA. RefSeq lists its product as hypothetical. The transcript has 8 exons. The annotation marks the transcript as partial. Lineage: Eukaryota; Haptophyta; Isochrysidales; Noelaerhabdaceae. The record is from RefSeq and is a predicted model, not a curated record.
GCCUACCGGACCGGGGGCGAGGCCGCGGCGGUGGCGCGGCUCGUGUCGCUGCGGCGGCACUGCGGCUUUGGGGAGGCGGAAAGCGUGUGGCGGCAGCACGCGCUCGACGUGUUGCUGCGCGGCUCCUUGCUGCGCGGCGAGCACGCGCGCGCGUCGGCGCUGCUGGGGGAGUACCGGCGGCACCUCGCCGAGAGCGACGGCCCGACGGACGCUGCUUGGGGCGCGGAGCUAGAGCUGCUGCUGCAGGAGGGGAGGCUGCUCGAGGCGAUCCCCGCAGGUCGUCUGCCAGCUCGCAGAGGCGCGGGCGCACUCGCUUGGCGGGCAGCCAGUCAACGCCCUCCUCCCCGCCCUCUCCGCCGUCGCCUUGUGCGAAGGGCGCGGCUUGCGCGGCCUCUACUCCUCAGCCGCGCAGCUGCUCGCGGCCGCGCAGCUCGAGGUGGACCCGCCCGCCGCUCUGCAGCUGCUGCAGCGGGUUCGGGCGCACGUGAUGCACCACGGCUCGGCCGACGAGGUCGCGCGGCUGCAGCUUGCGUUUGCCAAGUGCCGGCUCGCGAGUCUGCCUCCGUACUCCAAGGCAGCGCCGCCGUCGGCGCAGACGCUGCAGGCGCACGUCUUGCCGCCGCUGCAAGAAGCGCUCGAGGGCUUCGGCAAGCUGCGCGCCCACACCGAGGCGGCCGAGGCGGCGUACCUCGCCUCGCGCGUGCACGCGACCGCCGGAGCCACCGCCGAGCGCGAUGUCGCCGCGCAGGUCUUCGUCGCGGCAGAGCGCGCCGCGACGCUGGCGGCGCAGCGGCCGCUCGGUCGCCUCGCCGACUACGCGGCGGAGGGUGCGCACCUCGCCGAGCUCGCCGAGCUGGACGCGGCCGAAGCUGCCGUCUACGCGACGUGACCCGGACCGGCCCCUGGAACUAGCCUUGCUCGAGGGGGGAUCUUGCGGUCCGGCGCCGCAACUUCGAGCAGGAUGUGCAGCACCGCGCACCGGCUCGAUGAGCGUGCCGAAGCGGAACUUUCGUUGAGGCCAUGGUUUCGCCGCCCGGCGGCGGCGGCGGUGAGCGCAGCUGCAUAUUGUA